Cynara cardunculus var. scolymus (artichoke) is the source of this 1406-nucleotide messenger RNA. RefSeq names its product truncated transcription factor CAULIFLOWER A-like. Gene Ontology annotation, biological process: positive regulation of transcription by RNA polymerase II. Gene Ontology annotation, cellular component: nucleus. The coding region runs from base 342 to 935 and encodes 197 amino acids. The transcript is spliced from 7 exons. Gene Ontology annotation, molecular function: RNA polymerase II cis-regulatory region sequence-specific DNA binding; DNA-binding transcription factor activity, RNA polymerase II-specific; protein dimerization activity. NCBI's taxonomy places the organism in Eukaryota, Viridiplantae, Streptophyta, Magnoliopsida, Asterales, Asteraceae. The record is from RefSeq and is a predicted model, not a curated record.
UUUGGGGGUGGGGCAGCGUAGGGUCAAAUGCGUAAAUCGCCCCUGAUCAAGAAAAAGAUAUUUUGACAACAAGUAUCAAACCCCCAAAUGCUCAACAAAUAUCCUCUCAAUGUUCAAAAUUAGAAACUUUCCACCGCCAAAGCUAACAGGCCAAGGAGCUGAGCCGGGCACCUCUAAGAGACACGUGGCACCCCCAUCAAACAUGCUUCCUCACACUAACCCGGUCCGGAUGACAAGGUACCUAUGCUGUCGAAUCGUCUCCACCUUACACUUUCUUCUGCCCUUACGGAAACCCUUCACCGCCCAUACUAGUCGUUUCCGCUAAAAAAGCAAUUCCACGGAUGGGCCGAGGGAAGGUCGAACUGAAGCGGAUCGAAGACAAGAGUAGCCGGCAAGUCUCCUUCUCCAAACGCCGGAAUGGAUUGAUGAAGAAGACUCAUGAGUUGGCGGUGUUGUGCGACGUGGACGUCGCUCUUUUCAUCUUUUCAGGCAGAGGAAGACUCUAUGAGUUCUCAACCGGUGAAAGCAUGAUUAAGCUUCUCACCCGCUACCAAAGCUAUAAGAAGACAGAGGAACUUACCCGCAUAAGCGUGCACAAGCAGAAGCUUGAUUCUGAAAAUGUCUGUAGCGCUGAUGAGCUGACACAGAUACUCAAAUGGCACCUCGAAGAGAACAAUAUUCAACUGCUAGAUACAACCGGUCUCAAUCAGCUGGAGCAGCAAUUGGAUAGCCUUCUCCAACAAGUCAGAAUCAGGAAGACGCAACAAAUGAUGGAAGUUGUGAAGGCUCUGCAAGAGGAGGAAAUGCAACUGAAGAAAGAAAGAAAUUUUAUGAUGGAGGAGAUUAUGGCAGCAAGGUCGGAUGGGAUCGACGACGACUCUGGUGAUCCCUCACAGCCACAACGUCCGGUGAUGGACGCUCAGAUUAUCUGGUGAUGGAUGUCUUUGGAAAGCAAUCCCCCUAUCGUUUUCCUGUGAUGGCAAGUGUUCCACCAAAUAUAUAGCAGCUUCGUUUUGCAAGCAAUGUCAAAGUGACAUUAGUCAUAGUAGACAUAUUCACCCUCCUAUCUUGCUGUGUCUAAUAAGUUAAUCUAUUGCUGUUUAUACAUUUCUAGCAGUGAAACUGUGUUGUUUGACCCCCACCGAUUUCCCUAAAAUCGAUGAAUAACCAGCCAUGUAAAAUAACUGUAUGGAGCACAAUUAAUUUUCCAUGUAUGUGAGUAUGUGUUUGUGUCAACCAUAUCAACAAAAUGUGCAUAAAAUAGAGACAUUAUCCUAACUAUUGUACUUUUUUAUCUUUUGACAGCAAUUGAUCUCUACUUGUUGCUAGAUGCUGUCAUGUAGUCAUAUAUAUAUAUAUAUAGGGAGAGAGAGAGGUUUUCAAGGGAAAACCCCCUCAAAAAUGAA